GAGCAGGCUCCUUUUUCACGUCUCCCAUGGCUGCCGCCGGCUCCUUUUGGUGACCGGCGGCAGCUCAGUCUCUCUUUUUUGUUUUUUCCUUUGCUUUUGUGUUUUCAUGCCUUUGUCUUUAGCGUUCUUCACCCGGAUCUUCUGGUUUGGGGUUUCUCUGCCGUUGUGGCGUUUCAGAUUUCAAAGCGGCUGCUCUUCUUCUCGGAUCUAGGAUUUUCCUCUCUGGUCUUGCUUUGCUCUGCUUGGUUUUCGGAUUUUGCAGCUGGGAGAGUCUCUUUUGAAGAUCUGGUGCUUGAGUGGCUCCUCCUUGUUGGUGGUUUCUUCUAUUCGGAAGAACUCAUUCGCCGUUUUCCCCUGCCGUCGACUGUUGUUGUUCUGGGUUUCGGUUGAGACUAGGCUGGAGUUCUUUGUCUCUCCAUUUCUCGGUCCAUCUUGCCUUCGGCAUCCUCGACCUUUUUUCAGCUCUGAGCAUCCCGGUUUCAGCCCUGCCCACCGCCAUGUAAUUGCAAUCUUGUGAUUCACUGUGAUGGAUCGUCUUCGAACGUUUCCCCAGGAGGCGGCUUAUGGCGUUGUGUUUUCAAGCGCCAUGGUCUUGUCUGUUUUGGGAGAGUUGAAACCCUGCUUUGUUGCUGAUCUGUUGGUUGUGGAAGCGUGAGGUUCUUGGGUUCACUUCCUUGGCUCUGGUGAUGGCUCUCUGAUAUUGGUGUAGUUCAAUCUUGCCUGCUCUUUCUUGUGGCUGGUUCUCUAGCCUUGCUUUUGUCUUUGAUUGUUCUGCCUUUUUAUUGGAGUGUCCUUUUUUGCUUUUGUUCCAUUGAUGUAAUCCGCCUCUUGUAACCGUGGUUUCCAGAUUGCAAUAUAAGCACAUCCAUUGUCAAAAAAAAA
Messenger RNA from Linum tenue, 882 nucleotides. Lineage: Eukaryota; Viridiplantae; Streptophyta; Magnoliopsida; Malpighiales; Linaceae. The record is from the annotation of a GenBank genome assembly.